Bipolaris zeicola 26-R-13 is the source of this 222-nucleotide messenger RNA. RefSeq lists its product as uncharacterized. NCBI's taxonomy places the organism in Eukaryota, Fungi, Ascomycota, Dothideomycetes, Pleosporales, Pleosporaceae. The transcript has a single exon. The record is from RefSeq and is a predicted model, not a curated record. The coding region runs from base 1 to 222 and encodes 73 amino acids.
AUGCGUAACCUUUGUCUCAAGCUUGGCAUAAUUGAAGCUGGGACAAUCUCUUUAGCUGCUGGUAUCAGAAAAUACUAUGCCCCCUACUACGACGAUACAUGGGUUUGGGGGAUCACUUCGCGAAUCGCUACCGUAUUGCGAGAGAUGGGUAGCCUUUGCGAGAGUGAAACACAUAUUUCGUCGCCAUUAAACCAUGAUAUGUGCGCAAACAUCCUAGCUUGA